UGCCCACGGAGGAGGGAUAUCGCAAAAAUGAAACUAAAACUGGUUUCUUGUAGUUGCAAAUAAUCUUGUAUACCGGAACAGUUUAAUCGUUAAAGUCACGGAAGAGUAAUUUACUGUAAAGAAAGUGGAUGCAAGUAUUGGCGAUUUAUGGCACCACCUCAGGAAAACGAUGAAGAUACUUUCGCCGAAGAUUGUUUUUUUGAUGCUGCUGUUAAUGUCAGAUUUAUUGUGCAAGCAGAUUGAAAUUCUGGAGGGAGGUAAUAUUUCACUUAAACCAGACUGGAAAGAAAAUGUAAAUAACGUAAAGGAGAUUACAUGGACACUUAACAGUAACAAGGUGGCUGAAUGGAACAUAAAUGGAAAAGUUACGUUCUUUAAUCAAUUCAAAGAUCGAACUCAACUAAAUACUGAGACUGGAGAAAUGAAUAUUUUUGGUGUGCAACUAAAAGAUGGUGGGACCUACAGAUGUGAACUUAUUGACGACAAUGGUGUUAUUUUUCCGAGAGAGAUUGCUGUUCAUGUGCAUUCUCGACUUGGAGCACCAAAGAUAACUUGCAUUCCAAAUGAUACAGCUGUUAUGCUGUUGUGUAACGCAAGCUCCUCUGAACCUAUCAUAUAUAAUUGGAAUUUUCAGCCUUGUACAGCUAAUUCAGAUGACUGUGAACUGGAGAAUAACAAUCAAACAAUUACUAUCAGAAAUGCAAAUAGCCACAUAUCACACCAAGUUUACUGCACUAUAAACAACAGCCUGCACAGUAAUCGGAGUGAGUCUGUUCUCAUUAGGAAUUGCAUUAAACCAGGUGAGUGA
Messenger RNA from Protopterus annectens (West African lungfish), 808 nucleotides. RefSeq lists its product as uncharacterized. Lineage: Eukaryota; Metazoa; Chordata; Ceratodontiformes; Protopteridae. Bases 170 to 808 code for a protein of 212 amino acids. The record is from RefSeq and is a predicted model, not a curated record. The transcript has 3 exons.